AUGAGCCGAUUUGUCGCGGGCCGCUUUUUGGCCCCGGGGCUGCUCCGGCCGCUUUCGAAAUCCGUCCAUUCGCCAGCAGUAACACCCCCCCAAUGGGCACGCCUUUUUUCUCAGUCACAAUCACGAAACUUGGCCGAUAUUCCUCCACAAGCACCGCCGCAGAGCAGAGGCCCAAGCCUUUCAAUGGACAGGCUGGUCAAGAACGUGCUCCAAACUGCUCGAUCGCCCACUGAACCAAUCAAUCAAUCACUCGCCGAAACACUUGAGGUGAACGACGACCAAGGGCCCGAGCCUUACCAUUUCCACAUCUUCAGCCACAAGCACAAUACGCACAUCACCUUGACCAAGCCGAAUCGCGAGUCCAUCCUUUCCCUGUCAUGUGGAAACCUGGGGUUCAAGAAGUCCCAGCGGAAGAAUUACGAUGCGGCGUACCAACUCGGUGCCUACGUGAUCGACAAGAUGCACCAGAAAAACCUAGUCAAGAAGAUACACAAGUUGGAAGUGGUCCUGCGCGGGUUCGGGCAAGGGAGAGAGGCAGUGGUGAAGGUGUUGAUGGGGAACGAGGGCAAGCUCUUGAGGCCCAAGAUAGUCCGUUUGUCAGACUCUACAAGGGUCAAGUUUGGUGGUACACGGAGCAAGAGGAUGAGAAGGUUGGGUUAA
Dichotomopilus funicola is the source of this 660-nucleotide messenger RNA. RefSeq lists its product as uncharacterized. Gene Ontology annotation, biological process: mitochondrial translation. NCBI's taxonomy places the organism in Eukaryota, Fungi, Ascomycota, Sordariomycetes, Sordariales, Chaetomiaceae. Gene Ontology annotation, cellular component: ribosome; mitochondrial small ribosomal subunit. The transcript has a single exon. The record is from RefSeq and is a predicted model, not a curated record. Gene Ontology annotation, molecular function: structural constituent of ribosome. The coding region runs from base 1 to 660 and encodes 219 amino acids.